AGUGAUCGGUGGUGGGUAGGAAUGUUUUGUUUUCUUGGUAAUAAGUAAUUAUUGAAAAGCAAAUUUGGCUCUUGUUUUCUUUUUAUUAUACCCACAUAUAAGCUUACACUAUGUAAUCUACAUAGAAUAAAGAACUUUUGAAGGGGUAAUAUAGGUAAAAAGUUUUCGGUUAUCUUCAAAAUACAAUUAAAAUUGGUCGAGGAAUGUGUUAUCUAUGCAAGAAUGCAAGCUGUACGGAACAAAGCAUUAAACAAGGAUAUCACCUUCAACCGGACAAGUGCCCUUGUAUCUGAGUUAGAAAUAUGGAAACACAGUAAAUGGAGAUUAGCCGAACCAGAAAGAUAAUAAAGUUUUAUAAAUAUACAUUAUAUACACAUUCCAUGUGCCAUAGAAAGCCAUAAACCAGUCAAUAACUUUAAUUAAAAAUAUUGUUUAAUUAUGAAUGAUACAAAAGCCCUUUUGGCGGGGCCUCACCCAAAACCAUCCCAUUUCGUGGGACUUAGAAUGAAGAAAAAGGCCUACUGGGUGUUAAGGCAUGCCAACUUACGCAAAUGUGUGUGGGCUGUGGUUUUCUUUAGCCUCAUAUUGAUCAUAAUAUAUUCGAAGCAGACCAAAACUUCUUAUUUAACUAAGAUAUAUAGAACGAAUACUCGUCCAGAACCGAAUAUAAGAUGUUCAGUGUUAAAUGGCCCCAAGUUAUUGCAAAAUCACAAUCACAAGACAGAUGCCCAGUUAAAAAGUUACCCAAAAGUAUUAGUUUUUAUUGAGACUAUGUAUUCAAAGUUAGGGAAGGAUAUAGCCGAACUAUUGGUGCACACUAGGAUUAAAUACAAAGUUGAGGUGACAGGUAAAAAUUUGCCAGUCUUAACGAACCUAGAUAAGGGACGAUAUGGCGUGAUAGUAUUCGAGAAUUAUAGUAAAUAUCUCCAAAUGGAUAAUUGGAACCGGCAACUCCUCGAUAAGUACUGUCGUGAAUAUUCAGUCGGGGUAAUAGGAUUCAUAUCGCCCGAAGAGGAAACUUAUACCGAGUACCAAUUAAAGGGAUUUCCGUUGUUCAUUAAUACCAACGUGAAACUCAAAGAUGCUGCUUUGAAUAGCGCGUCACAAAUACUGAGAUUAACCAGGGCGGGGGAAACUGUGUGGGGAGACUUGCCGGGAAAUGACUGGACUGUAUUUCAGGCUAAUCAUUCGACGUAUGAGCCGCUUGAGUGGGCCCAUAAGCAUGAUUUUAUACAAGUGAAUAAUAGUAAGGUUAGAAUGCCUCUUCCGACUGUUAUUCAGGAUCAUGGUCUGUAUGACAACAUUCAAAGGGUAAUAUUCGGUUCAGGUUUGAAAUUCUGGCUGCACCGGCUUCUGUUUCUUGACAGCUUAAGUUAUUUGAGUCACGGUCAGCUCAGUUUGUCUCUGGAUCGUAUGAUUUUGGUCGAUAUAGACGACAUCUUUGUGGGGGAAGUGGGGACUCGUCUCCGACCAGAAGACGUCGAGGCUUUAGUCAAUACUCAAGACCGACUGACUAGUAUGGUGCCUGGUUUUAAGUUUAACUUGGGAUUCUCAGGCAAAUAUUACCAUCACGGCAACGAUGAGGAGGACAAGGGUGACAAUCUUAUUUUGCAACAUGUGAAUAAGUUUAUGUGGUUUUCUCACAUGUGGAAUCAUCAACAGCCACAUUUGUACGAUAAUUUAACCGUUUUGAUUGAGGAUAUGAAUUUGAAUAAAAACUUUGCUAAGAGUAAAGAAAUUUUAGGGAUUCCUGUAGACUCUGGUUACUCAAUUGCUCCGCAUCACUCGGGGGUAUACCCUGUUCACGAUAUGCUUUAUACCGCUUGGAAGAAAGUAUGGAAUGUCAGAGUUACCUCCACGGAGGAAUAUCCACAUUUGAGACCUGCGAGAUUAAGAAGGGGUUUCAUACACCGAAACAUUAUGGUGCUUCCCCGACAGACCUGCGGUCUGUUCACCCACACGAUGCUCAUCGAUAGGUACCCUGGAGGUAGAAGUAAACUGGAUGAGUCGAUUCAGGGAGGAGAGCUUUUCCAAACAAUCGUUUACAAUCCCAUAAAUAUUUUCAUGACUCAUAUGUCAAAUUACGGCAACGACAGAUUAGGCCUAUACACAUUCGAGUCCGUCGUUAAAUUUAUUCAAUGUUGGACGAAUAUAAGGCUGUCAUCCGCGCCACCCCUUCAGUUGGCGGAGAACUACUUCAAAUUGUAUCCCGGCGAGUCGGAUCCAGUUUGGGGGAAUCCUUGCGACGAUCAAAGGCACCAGAAAAUUUGGUCUAGGAACAAAUCGUGCGACUCGUUGCCUAAAUUUUUAGUAAUCGGGCCCCAAAAAACAGGCACCACCGCCCUGUACACGUUUUUGUCUCUACAUCCGGCGGUGGCGAGUAAUCUGCCCAGUCCGACGACGUUCGAGGAGAUUCAGUUUUUCAACGCGCACAAUUAUCUGCGCGGUCUUGACUGGUAUAUGGGUUUCUUUCCCGGAGACGCCAACUCGUCUGUACGGUAUUAUUUUGAGAAGAGCGCCACCUAUUUCGACGGCGAGCUAGUCCCAAAACGGGUACACGCGCUAUUGCCCCGCGCGAAGCUAGUAACGAUUUUGAUAUCGCCUGCGAAAAGAGCGUAUUCGUGGUACCAACAUACAAAAGCGCACGGCGAUACCGUCGCCAACAAUUACAAUUUUCAUCAGGUGAUAACAGCCAGCGAUAUCGCGCCGAAGCCGUUAAGGGAUUUGAGGAACAGAUGUCUAAAUCCUGGAAAAUACGCUCAACACUUGGAGAGAUGGAUGACUUAUUUUUCGCCUCAGUCGAUCCACAUAAUCGACGGCGAAGAACUGAAAUCAAAUCCGGUCGAGGUAAUGAGUGAGAUUCAGAAAUUUUUAAAGAUUACCCCUUUCUUCAAUUACACCGAGCAUUUGAGAAAGGGUUUCUACUGUCAAGUGGUGAAAGGCGACAGCACGAAAUGCCUUGGGCGAAGUAAAGGCCGACAGUAUCCUCCCAUGGAAGAGAAGUCUUUAAAAUAUUUGCAGCGCUACUACCUCAGCCACAAUACUGCCCUGGUGAAAUUGUUCAAGAAGAAUGGAAUUCGCAACAUACCCAACUGGUUAAAGGACGAUUUGUCUGAUAAAACAGACAAUUAAAUACCAGUUGUCGGCCGUAGGUGCAUUAAAUUAAUUUGUUUAGAUAGAAAUAAAGCACCAAAGAAGAACGACAUUUCAAUAAAAAAUAUCGAUUUUUCGACAUCCAAAUUUUUUUACGCUUAAAUUGAAUAUGUUUAUUUAGUACAACCGGCGAAUUUUAUUUCUUCUUUGCUUAUUUAUUUGUUCUGUUACCUUGUCCUCAUGCCGUUUCUUAUAAAUGAUUUUGUUCAGCGGGUGGAUUCAACAUUACAUUACAUCAAUGUUUUGUUGCUUUUAGUUUAUUGAUUAAGAUUUAAAAAAACUCAAUAAUUUUAGUACAUUUUUGGUGGUUUAUUUUGACAUAGUAAUU
Cylas formicarius (sweet potato weevil) is the source of this 3481-nucleotide messenger RNA. It is a transcript of the gene sfl, whose product is annotated as bifunctional heparan sulfate N-deacetylase/N-sulfotransferase. NCBI's taxonomy places the organism in Eukaryota, Metazoa, Arthropoda, Insecta, Coleoptera, Brentidae. The transcript has 11 exons. Gene Ontology annotation, cellular component: Golgi apparatus. The record is from RefSeq and is a predicted model, not a curated record. Bases 439 to 3132 code for a protein of 897 amino acids. Gene Ontology annotation, molecular function: deacetylase activity; heparan sulfate N-sulfotransferase activity.